This is a messenger RNA of Pleurotus ostreatus (oyster mushroom), 687 nucleotides long. RefSeq lists its product as uncharacterized. Gene Ontology annotation, biological process: regulation of endocytosis. Gene Ontology annotation, cellular component: endosome. Gene Ontology annotation, molecular function: GTP binding; GTPase activity. The coding region runs from base 1 to 687 and encodes 228 amino acids. The transcript is spliced from 6 exons. The record is from RefSeq and is a predicted model, not a curated record. NCBI's taxonomy places the organism in Eukaryota, Fungi, Basidiomycota, Agaricomycetes, Agaricales, Pleurotaceae.
AUGUCAGGCCUCUCCUGGCAUUAUGUCUUUAAAUUCAUUAUUACAGGGGAUGCUGCCGUUGGGAAGUCUUCAUUGCUCAUCAGAUUGACCGACCAACGCUUUUUGGUCAAUCCGGACCCGACACUAGGGGUGGAGUUUGGCUCGAAGUUGAUUGAGAUACCAGAAGAAAACAAGGUUAUCAAACUACAAUGCUGGGAUACUGCGGGCACAGAGUCCUUUAGAUCCAUCACGCGUUCGUACUACCGUGGUGCAGCUGGGUGUUUGCUGGUCUAUGAUGUUACAUCACGGAGAAGUUUCACCAACGCGCGGAUGUGGCUGGCAGAUGUGAGGGAGCACGCGGACCCACAUCUAACCUGCAUCCUUGUUGGCAAUAAGGUGGACCUGUGUGAAGCUGAGGUUGCUGGUAGCGAUCCCGCUUCGCUACCGCCAUCAGCACUGAAACAGCGCGAGGUGCCCACCGAAGAGGCUCGCUUGUGGGCCCAAGAAGAGGGUCUUCUAUUCGUGGAAGCAAGCGCGAAAUCCGGACAAAACGUUGAAUUGGCGUUUGAGCAAGCGGCGAAGGAUAUUCUCCAGAAGAUUAGGAACGGUGUAUUCGACGAUAACCGAUCCCCUGGCGUCAAGCUCUCCAAACCGGCCGAUAAUAGCCUAUCCUUAGAGCCAACUAAGGCGAAGGGGAGCUGUUGUUAA